Messenger RNA from Drosophila kikkawai, 435 nucleotides. Its product is annotated as endocuticle structural glycoprotein ABD-5-like. Lineage: Eukaryota; Metazoa; Arthropoda; Insecta; Diptera; Drosophilidae. The record is from RefSeq and is a predicted model, not a curated record.
UCCAGCGCGCAUCAACAUGGCCUCCUCAACGAAAUUGCUCCUCUGCACCGCCUUGCUGGCCAUCAUGGUCGCCAACAGCUCGGCGGGUCUCCUGGACUCCCUCGUGCCCAAAGCCAUUACGGACUUCUACAGCGGAGCUUCCAGCCAGGAGGGAUACCGCUUCGCCGUCAAUGAGCCCAAUGGCAGCUCUCGGGAGGAGGUCGGUAUGAUCCUGAACCCCGGCACCGAUAAGGAGGAGCUGGUGGUGAUGGGUAUGUACACCGUGUACGAUGAGAAGACUGAUACCGAGACCACGACCAUGUACACCGCCGACAAGGAUGGUUACAAGGCGCGUUACCAGACCAAGAACCGCAAGCUGAGCCCCGGAGCCCUGAAGUCCGCUGCCGGAUAAGGGGAAUCCAGCUGCCUUUCAGUUGUAAAUAGAAGAAUAAUAAA